This is a messenger RNA of Lactuca saligna, 2469 nucleotides long. The record is from the annotation of a GenBank genome assembly. NCBI's taxonomy places the organism in Eukaryota, Viridiplantae, Streptophyta, Magnoliopsida, Asterales, Asteraceae.
AUGAAUUUACAAAAGCUCAAAUCUUUUAGAAAGCUUCAAACAUCUUAUAACAAUCAAUCCUAUUCGCUACAGUGCUUUGCUUCUACAACCGAGCCCAAAGCUCAUAGUGAUUUCUCCGAACAUGGCGUCUUCCGUGAUGCACUCGACCCGCUCGACGGAAUGCCCCAGAGAGAUAUCGAUGCUUCUAAUCACAACCACCUGCUUUUCGAGUAUGCUCGAACCAACAACAACGCUCAAGCUCUCCAACACUUUUUACGAAUUCGUCGUUUGGGUUUACCAGUUAACGGCGCAAGCUUUUCUUGUGUUCUUAAAAUAUGCGGAAGCUUCUCCGAUCAAAUAAUAGGCAAGCAAAUACAUUGUGAUUGUAUUAAAUACGGUUUUGUUGAGGAUGUUAGCGUUGGCACUUCCCUCAUUGAUAUGUACACAAAAACCGAAUCCAUUUCAAUGGCUGAGAAGGUAUUCGAUGAAAUGCCUGACCGAAAUGUGGUGUCUUGGACUUCAAUGCUUACAGGGUAUUCACUAAAGGGGCUUCAUGAUCAAGCUAUAGACCUUUUUCUACAAAUGCAAACUGAAGGAAUCAAGCCUAACCCAUUCACAUUUGCUACUGUUCUUGGAGCUUUAGCUGACAAUGGUGCAGUUGUGAAAGGGAUGCAAGUUCAUACCAUGGUUAUCAAAUUUGGCUUUGAAAAAACCACAUAUGUGUGUAAUUCUUUGAUUAGUAUGUAUUCAAAAUCAGGAAUGAUCAGAUGUGCAAGGGAAGUAUUUGAUUAUAUGGAGGUUAGAGAUGCAGUUUCAUGGAAUGGAAUGAUAUCAGGUCUUGUUAAAAACUUGCAAGAUUUACCUGCCCUUGAUCUCUUCCUUAAAAUGAGACUUUCAGGGGUAAAACUGACACAACCCAUCUUUGUUACAAUACUAAAAGUAUGUGCUAACAUUAAAGAAAUACGUUUAUCUAAACAACUCCAUUCCAUUCUUUGGAAAAACGGAAUGGAAUCGGAUCCCAAUCUUAGAACAGCACUCAUGGUUUCCUACACAAAAAGCUCUGAAAUGAAUGACACAUUGAAACUAUUCAACUCAAUGAGUGGAAUCAAGAACGUGGUGACAUGGACAGCUAUGAUUGGUGGAUACAUCAAAAACGGGGACAUGAAAAAAGCUGUGAACAUCUUUCAACAAAUGAGAAAGCAAAAUGUUUGGGCUAAUGAAUUCACCUAUUCCACUAUCCUUACUUCUCACCACAUACUUUCUCCUUCUCAAAUUCAUGCAGAAGUUAUAAAAACAAAUUAUGAAUCAUCAACUUCAGUUGGAACAGCUCUUUUAGAUGCUUAUACAAAGCUAGGAAACAUGAAUGAUUCCAUAAAAGUCUUUGAUAGCAUUCAAGAAAAAGAUAUAGUCACAUGGUCAGCUAUUUUAUCAGGAUAUGCACAAUCAGGAGACAUUGAUGAAGCUAUACGAGUGUUUCUUGAGUUACAAAACAACAAAAUCACACCAAAUGAAUACACAUUUUCCAGUAUCCUCAACGCAUGUGCAACUCCAAAUGCAGCAAUUGAACAUGGGAAACAGUUUCAUGGGAGAGUAUUGAAAUCAGGAUAUGAAAUCGCGUUAUGUGUAAGUAGUGCUCUUGUUACAAUGUACGCAAAAAAAGGAAACAUCGAAAGUGCAAACAAAGUUUUUGAAAAACAAUCGGAGAAAGAUUUAGUGUCAUGGAAUUCAAUGAUUUCAGGGUACGCACAACAUGGAUAUGGGAAAAAAGCGUUAGAAAUAUUCGAAGAAAUGCGAAAAGAAAAUAUAAAAAUGGAUGAUAUAACAUUUAUCGGUGUAAUUUCCGCAUGUACACACGCAGGAUUAGUCAACGAAGGAGCAACGAUUUGGCGUUCGAUUCUUGCAUCGUGUCGCGUUCAUAAGAAUUUGGAAUUGGGGAAAGUUGCAGGAGAUAAGUUGAUGGAAUUAUCACCACAGGAUUCGGCUUCUUACGUGUUGUUAUCCAAUCUAUACGCGACAAGUGGCGAUUGGAAGGAGAGAGAGAAGGUUAGGAAGAUGAUGGAUGAGAGGAAUGUGAAGAAGGAAGCGGGAUCCAGUUGGAUUGAGAUUAAGAACAAGACGUAUUGGUUUGUAGCGGGUGAUGUGUCGCAUCCUUUGUCGGAUUUGAUAUAUGGGAAAUUGAGGGAAUUAGGGUUGAAGAUGAGGGAUGAAGGGUAUGUAGCGGAUAUGAGUUAUGUGCUUCAUGAUGUUGAAGAUGAGGGAAAAGAGGAGAUUUUGAAUGGGCAUAGUGAGAGAUUGGCUGUUGGGUUUGGGUUGAUUGCAACGGGUCGGGGUGUUUUGUUGCAAAUUAUGAAGAAUUUGAGAGUUUGUGGUGAUUGUCAUACUGUUUUUAAGUUUAUAUCAAAGAUUGAAGAGAGGGAGAUUAUUGUUAGGGAUUCGAUUCGGUUUCAUCAUUUUAAAGAUGGUGAAUGCUCUUGUGGAGAGUAUUGGUGA